UUAAGUUUUAUCUGUGUAUAACAGUGUAAAUAUUGGAAAUAGUUCACAAGCUUUGGAACCUAAAUGAUUCUCAGUAACCAGUGGUUUCUGGCCAGGGCCUGGGGCUUCAGGGUGUCCUACCACCUGGGCCUUCCAAGCCUGGGACAUCCCUGGCUGCUGUUUCUCUUGGAGCCUCUGCAGGGCCAGUCCUGGCUCCCAGAGAAGCUAGGGCCAUGUGCAUUUAGGGCUUCUGUCUUUCCGGGCUACAGCGCCUCUCCAGGCCUGGUUGGGCCUUUGUUCCAGGCCUGCCUCCCACCUCCCAAGGCCUGUUUCCUGAGCCUUGCCCCUGCCCUCUCCUUUCUCCUCAUGGCCCAUCUCGGGUGGCGGCAGGGGUCGGGGGUAUCCCAGGGACACCCCUGUCCACCACCAAGAGGAACUUGGUGUGGGGGUUGAGCAGAGAGCCCAGGGUUAGGUGCCCAACUUCUGAUCUCCCACCACCAGCUUCACAGUCUGGGGCAAGAAAAGUCACCUCUUUGAAAACUGGGUGUUUGGGAGGGAGAGGAAAAGGCAGUGAGACGGACAGUGCCUGCAACCUGUUGCCAGGUCAGGGCUUGCUGGUGCAGAACUCUGCUCCAGUUCUUCUGGGCUCUUCCAGGUCCUUCCUCAGCAGACAAGCUUCCGCUAUUCCCCUCAAGGCAGGGGGUCGAGGCUGCACAAGUGGUGCUGGCAGCUCAUUUCUCAGCAAAGCCUGGGACUGUGCCAGAAUAGCCUUGAGUGCGGCAGUCUUUGGUGUGAAGGACUGCGGUGGGGGUUCUCACAGGGAAACCUCCUGCUCUGAUCUGAGGCUCUUGUCAGGGCUCGGAGGCCACACCCAUUGCUGGGGACCAGGGACAGGCCCUUCUGUCACCCACUGGUGUGAACUUGAGGGAGGGGUUGGUACGCCAGACUCCUGGUUCCCUCCCACCACACACCCCCCACCCCCACCCAGCCCUGGGGAAGGGACCCUCAGGGUUCCUUUCCUCCCACAUUUACAAGGGCCGCUGGCCCACGCAGUUUCCUGUGAACACCCUACACCAGGGUUUGAUGGCCUUUCUCAUUUUUGCUAAACUUUUUUCAUCUGCUGAUGGUGGUCCUUUCACCACCAAACAGUAACUCUGAAGCAUGAUGGUGGUCUGAGGGCAGCCUGGGAGGGUCCUGGCUGCACCGCCAACAGGCUGUGUGCUGUAACCCUCAGGGCCAUGACCAAGGAGACAAGGGGUCCAGCCCCCUGGAACUCCAGGAGGGUUAAAGGAGGUGACGCUGGUGCUGAGCCUGGUGCCUGGCACAGAGUAGAGUACAGCCUUGGGCAGUGAGUGGCCUUAUCAUGAAGAAAACCUCACCAGGAGGGCCUUGAGGUCUAGGAAAGGCCCAAGGCACCAGGACUGACUAGGUCUAGCUGUUCCCUCUAACUUCAGCCUUAAAAAUCAAAUUCCCUCCUCAGCAAAAGUACAGCAAGCAAUCCCAGCGCAGACAGGGACUGCCAGAUGAAGGACACCCUCCUCUCCCCUCCUGCCUGCCUCUCCCCUUCUUUUGCCCCCCCCCCCACCUCUUCCCUCUCCUCCUUCCCUCAUCUGUCCCCUCCUCUCCACUUGGCUUCCCCCUGCUCUAUCUUUCUCCCCUUACACCCAGGCAGAAGAGAAGCUCUACCCAAAGCUAGGUAUCUACCCCCCCCUCCUCCCUCACUGACAGGUGGUGCUCUGCAGCUGACCCAGCACUGGGUCACCUCUGGUUCCUACCUGGCUGCACCAAAGAAUCACCUGAGUGCUGGACCCCACACUCAGAGCCUGUAGUGGGGUGUAGGUAUUGUGAUACUGACAGGGUUGGGGACCACAGGCAAUGAGGACAGACUAGUGGGGCCUCCAGCCCUGGAGCCAGGAGCUGGAGCCAGAGCAAGAAGGCAAACUGCCCGUCCUACAGCACCUGUUCACUCCAGGCCAAGCGCAGUUUACAGAUGAGGAGACAAGGCUCAGAGAGGUUAACUAACUUGCCCAAAGUCACACAGCCACUGAGUGGUUAAGCCAUGCUCAAGCCUUAGAGGCCACUAACUACAAAACCAAGGAGGGCUCCUCCAAGCUCACAGUGCCUUCUCUGGAUCCUAGAACAUGUCCCCCAAGAUCCCAGGAAAAAGGGCAAACCUGGCCUAUGGCCUGAGUGGUGUAGGGCCUGUGGGGACAGCUCCAGGCAAAGGAAAAUGGGAGGAAGAACCAUCUACCUGACAGGGAGACGCUAGCAGAAACUGGUGGGGGGUGGGGCCAAACCCCGGAGAAUGUCUGUUACUCCUAGGGAGCCUGCCCACCCUCCCUCAGCUCUUCCCGAAAGGCAGGCGCUUGGGGCCCACCCCUGGUGUCAGGUUCCUGGCCCCCGCACCACAGCUGUCACCCCCAUCCCCAGGGGCCGCUGCCUUCCAUGGCUGGAGGAUCUGAUCCCUCACAGCACCACCUCCCUACCCCAGGCGGUGGGCCCUCCAGUUCAAAGCAUCCCUCUCCCAGACACGAAGCCCCAGCAAGCUCAGGCCCACGCUCCGUUCUAUAGAGGAGGGGAAAGGAAUUACCCAGGGAACAUAGCUGGGGCAAUUUCCCCAAGAAUAAAAGGGCUCCUCAAAACAGGAAGGAGGGAACUAUAGAAGACCCUCACCCUAAAGCGGGAGACGCACAUUCACUUCUAAAGAAUGCCCGUGUUCAGGGUAGUCGUCCCCUGUGUUCAGAACCUCACCUCCCAGGUGCUGCUGUCCCCUCGUUCUUUCUCAGUUCAGUCUGCCACGGCACAGGACUGUACUGUACAGGAAGCUCCAUGUUGGGCAGGUAGAGAAGAACUUGCCACCUUCUCGCACAUAUACACGCACACACACAGGUUCUGGUCACCCACAAGCCAUUUACUGACACAUGGCAGAUCAGAUUAAACAAAGGCAUUGCUGACACAGGAAGGUGUUGGUUUUCUGGCCCAUCUCAAUCAGCAAUAAGGCCCAGUAGAAGGUGCUAGUAGAUGGGCCAAACUUUGGGACCAGACCUAUUGUGUGUUUCCUAACUAGGGACCCCUGGACAGGUCAUCCCUGCUCUGGCCUCAGUUUUCCCAUGUGUGCCGUUCAGAUGGUCAGCAGGUAGCCUUCAUCAAAUGGACCAGGGUUAGGGGGAUGGAAGGGGCAGGAGAAUAAAGAGCACACAUACACAUGCAGCAUCUCUAGGAAGAGUCCCAGGCUGUGUCUAUUGCAGAGGCCUCCAGUGGCCUCCCCUCUGGCCCACUGGUCCAUAAGUCCAUGGCCCCCAGAAAGGUCCCUGUCAAACCAGACCGUCCCCAAACACAGUCCCAGCCACCUACCAUCAUGGCACAGGGUGGUAAGAUGCAGAUACAAGGCUGGGAGGGCGUAUCCACAGGGAUCUGGGAAGACUUCCUGGGGAGGAACAUUGGCACCAGCCCUGGAAAGAAGGAUGAGUCUGUUUAGACAGGAGGAGGUGAGGAAGGAAGAGAAUUUCUGGCAGAGAGGACAGUGUGAACAAAGGCAUAGAUGUGUGAGAGUGCAAGGGCAUGGGGGAUGCACCAGAGUUACUGGCCCAAGCACUAGGUCGAUUAAGACAUUCAGGUGAAUUAACACUUCCUGAGCCACGCACUGUUCUGGGCCCUAGAGAUACGCCACUGAAUAAAGAACUCUUCGCAAGAGAGGUGGUGUGGUAGAGUGGUUAUAUGCUUGGGCUUGGGAGCCACGCUGCCUAGGGUUGAAUUACUACCUGUGUGAUCUUAAGCGAGAUACCUAACCUCUUUGUGCCUCAGCUUCCUUAUGUGUAAAAUAGGUAAUAGGUAACCUAAUAGGCUUGUGUGACGGUCGAGUACAGUGAUGCAUUUCAGGUGCCUAGAGCUGUGCCGGGCUCAUUAAAUGUUAGGUGGUGGUAUCACUAAAAAGGCUGGACCUCCCCAUCUCCGCCCAUUGUCUAGCGCGCUCGACCCCAAAGCCGGAGAGACUGGGCAGCAGCGCCCCCUCCUGGCUACCGAGAGAAAGACGGGCGUCCUCCGAUGCUCAGCGGCCCUCCGUGCCUGCUUCCUAGCGGGAAGCCUCAGGUUCCCCGCGCGCUGCUCCGGCGGCGGGCUCUCCGCGCGCACUUCGCCGUGCGGGUAAAUUAGGUGGUCUCCUGUAAUUUUCAAACAGUGCUCUGAGGCAGACACGGUCACUGCUUCCAUUUCACCAGGGGAGAAACUGAGGCCCCCGGGAGGUCGGGUCCCUCGUUCCAGGCCACUCGGCGAGGGAGCGGCGGGACGUGAAGGUGGGCGAGUGUGACUGUCCCCAGCCUCUGCUGAGUAGCCGGGCAGCCUGCCCCAAGCCCUGGGGCGAGUGCGCGCCGGUGUACGCGCCCGCCCUGUGCGCGUGUGCGGUGUGCGCGCCCCGAGCCCGGGCCCCGGGGGCCAGGAGCACAGCGGAGGGCGUGAGGAGGCGGGGAUGGCCCCGCCGAGCCGCGGGGCGCGAGGGCGGGGCUUGUGCCGGGCCCCGGCCCCGCCCACCGGCCCCGCCUGCAGGGCUCCGGGAGGGAGGAGGCGGCGGCGGCGCUAGGAGUGGGGACUCGGCGGGCGGCGAGGAGCUCGGAGCCGGAGCCGGACGCCGCCGCCACCGCCACCUGCGCGGCAGUCAUCAAGAUGUCAUGGCACCCCCAGUACCGGAGCUCCAAGUUCCGCCAUGUCUUUGGCAAACCAGCCAGCAAAGAGAACUGCUACGACUCUGUGCCCAUCACCCGCAGCGUCCACGACAAUCAUUUCUGCGCUGUGAACCCCCACUUCAUUGCAGUCGUGACUGAGUGUGCUGGUGGGGGGGCCUUCCUCGUCAUCCCGUUGCACCAGACGGGAAAGUUGGACCCCCACUACCCGAAGGUGUGCGGGCACAGAGGGAAUGUCUUAGACGUCAAAUGGAACCCUUUCAAUGAUUUUGAGAUUGCCUCCUGUUCUGAAGAUGCCACGAUUAAAAUCUGGGACAUCCCCAAGCAGCUGCUGGCAAAGAACCUCACAGCCUACAAGAAGGAGCUGGUGGGCCACGCCCGCAGGGUGGGGCUGGUGGAGUGGCACCCCACGGCCGCCAACAUCCUCUUCAGCUCUGGCUACGACUAUAAGGUGAUGGUCUGGAACCUGGACACAAAGGAGCCUGUAAUCAUGAGCCCUGUGAAGACAAUUAACUGUCACCAAGACGUGAUCCUCUCCAUGUCCUUCAACACCAACGGCAGCCUGCUGGCCACUGCCUGUAAAGACCGCAAGAUUCGGGUUCUCGACCCCCGAGCAGAGGCCGUCCUGCAGGAAGCCAACUAUAAGGGGCACCGGGCCAACAAGGUGCUAUUUCUGGGGAACCUGAAGAAGCUGCUGUCCACGGGCACAUCCCGAUGGAAUAACCGGCAGAUGGCCCUGUGGGACCAGGAUGACCUCUCUGUGCCUCUCACAGAGGAGGACCUCGAUGGCUCCUCAGGCGUGCUGUUUCCCUUUUAUGAUGCAGACACCAACAUGCUCUACGUGGUGGGGAAGGGAGACGGGAACAUCCGCUACUAUGAGGUCAGCGCUGACAAACCUCACCUGAGCUACCUGACUGAAUACCGCUCCUAUAACCCACAGAAGGGGAUCGGUGUUAUGCCAAAGAGAGGCCUCGACGUGUCCUCCUGUGAGAUCUUCCGCUUCUACAAGCUGAUUACAACCAAAAGCCUCGUCGAGCCCGUAUCCAUGAUUGUACCCCGGCGGUCGGAAUCCUACCAAGAGGAUAUCUACCCGCCCACGGCAGGCGCCCAGCCCUCUCUGACGGCCCGGGAGUGGCUCAGUGGGAUGAAUAAAGAGCCAGUCCUGAUGUCUCUUAGGCCUGGCUCCGAGCUGCUGAGCCCCCGGCCUCUGCCCCCAGAGAGAUCCCUCUCCAAUCUCAUGGCCCCCACCUCGCCUGGCCUCUUCAACCCGUCAGAAAAUCUGGUUGCAGAAGGUGGCCAGAGGCCCUUCUCCCUGCUGGAGGAGAAGGCGCCAAGGUGGGCGGCAGAACACAGACUGGAGGAGAAGAAAACUUGGCUCACAAAUGGCUUUGACAUCUUUGAAUGCCCCCCACCAAAGACAGAGAACGAGCUGCUGCAGAUGUUCUAUCGGCAACAAGAGGAGAUUCGAAGGCUCCGGGAGCUGGUGACCCAGCGUGAGGUCCAGGCCAAACAGUUGGAACUGGAGAUCAAAAACUUGCGGAUGAGCUCAGGGAGGCUCUGAGCAGAGUCCUGUGCCCUCCUUGCCCUCAGGGACACCAUUUGGCUCCAUGGGGAGGUCUGCAACCAAACCACAGGUCCCCCGAGAACAGCCACUAUUUCUAUAUAUUUUUUACCAGAAACAAAACUCUUGGUCGCUGAAAGAUUCCAGUGGGACCUGGUGCCGAUUUUCUAUUUGCCUUCUCGAAACAACAGUGUCUGAAUUGACUCUUUUUAGAUGAUACCUGGCCUUCUGUUUGUUUUGAAGAGUCCACGAUAACUUCUCAAGGGGAAGAACAUUGUAGAAAGUUAGAGCUGGAAGGACCUAGGAGGUGAACCUGCCUGUGGUUGUCAAACUGUGGUCCAGGGCUUCCUAGGUGGCGUAGUGGUUAAGAAUCCGUCUCACAAUGCAGGGGACAUAGCUUUGAUCCCUGCUCCAGGAAGAUCCCACAUGUCACGGAGCAACUAAGCUAAGCCUGUGCACCACAAAAACAAAACAAAACAAAAACCUGUGGUCCAUAGCAAAGGGGGAAGCCAAGCCAGAAGGGCUGUGUCCCCUCCCCCUGUUCCAACCAGUCAGCUCCCCUUCUUCCUAUUUUAUAUAUUGGCUUCUAUAGAAUACCUAAUUUUGCUACUAAAAAAAAAUUAGAAUUUUAAAAACUAGUGAUGUGGCCCAACUUCCUUAUUUUACAGGUGGGGAAACUGAGGCCCAGGGAGAGGCAAGUAACCAAGGUCCCCAGAGAGUUCAUGGCCAGCCUGGGCUGAGCUCCUGGUCGCCUGGCUCUGUCUGUCUGCUGUUGGUGAGGCAGUAGAUUUGCAGUUCUCAGCCCACAGUGCAGGAAUCCGUUGGUUCUGGCCUUGGCUGUGCCCCCGAUUUGCUCAGUGACCUCUUGCGAGUCAUUCCCUCUCUGGUCUCACUUUCUCCAUCUGAACAAGGAGGACCCUGGAAUGCGCUGGCCUCUAUAGGAUCUGCCACCUGAGAUAAACCUUGGCCUUGACCUGAGGAAAACUCCUUGUAGGGUGAUCAUCUGGGUUUGCUGCAGGAACUCAAAAGACUUUGACAAAGGGGCAGAGGAAGUUUAACUUCAGGGAAGUAAGUCAAGGUUCAGCCUAAUUGUGGAACACAGACAGGAGGCCAUCCUCUCUCUCUUCAACCAGAAUCAGCCAAAUAUGGGUAAACACUAUCCCUCAUGUGGGGAUGCAGACGACAGAGCGGUGUCCAUGACCACUGACUGCCACCACCAAAGCCCUGAGGUCACAGAGCCUGCCUCCUCCAGGAUGACGUAGAUAGAUUUCAGCCCAAGGUAACAGAAGAGGUCCCCAGGAGGCAGGGAGCCCCAGCACUGGAAGUGUGCCAGCAGAGCCCCAUGGCUGCCCGCCCAUAAGGGUUUCUGGAGCAGGAUGACUGCACUAGGCAAGGAAUUGGGACCAGGUGACCCUGACUUCCCUUCCAGCCGGAGAGUUUUUCUGUGUCCCUCCUUUGUGAAUCUGUAUGCUGAGCCCUUUCUCUAAGCUUCUCUCUUUCUCAGUGGUCAGUACAACAAGACAGCUAGAGACAGGGAAUGAUGGAAAUUAGAUGUGUCCUUCCUUACCAAGACUGUGUAGACAAUGAGUUUUGCCCAUUGCAUAGGGCAGUCCUGGAGCUAAGAUGGGAACUGCAGGAGGCCACCUAGCCAGGUAGGUUUCAACCCAGGCUGCACCUUAGAAUCCCCUUGGGAGGCUUCAGGAAAUACGGAUACCCAGGCCCAAUCCCAGACCAAUUGAAGCCGAAUCUCCAGAGUAGGGCCUGGCCUUGUGUAUGUUUUUAUAAGUUCCCAGGUGAUUCUGCAAUACAGUGAGGACAGAGACCCACUGGGCUAAUCCCUCUAUACCUAUUUGCUGUAAAGGUGAGGGCAGUGAGCACCAGACAGGAUCUGGGACUCCAACCCCAUCUUCUAAGUCCAGGCUGGAAGGUCCUAAAAAAGUCAAGAAGCAUUGUCCUGGGUGUCUCUGGGACUCGCAACUGCAGCACAGUGAGGGCUGUGUGCUCUGACUGACCCCUCCCCGGCCACGGCUGAGUCCCCUUGUUUGCCCCCACACACCAGACGCCCACGUUCCUUGUCACGUUUACUCAGUCACUGGGGGCUGCCAAGCUUUCCAAAGGCCAAAUCCCAGGCAUUGUCAGCAGAGCAGAGCUCUGCUGGAUGGGGUUACUUCUCCCACCUCAUUUGUGGCUAGCACCUCACAGUUUACAAAGCCCUCCCACCCCCACUCACUGACAUCCUACGCUAAUAUGGGUCAGCUAGGCGUUGUUACCCCAAGUUCAGAAGGGAAGACCUAGCUGCAGAGAAUGAAGAAUCAUCAAGCCCAAUGGCACUGGCUGCAAGGAGUGGAGGUGGGGCCCGUCUGGGGAGCUUCCCACAUGCCUCCUCUACACAGAAGUCUCCCUUCCUUCUCAAGCUCCCCCUGCCCCUAAGGGACCCAGACCUUGUGCUUAAAAACAACACGAAGGCAUCCAUGAACAAACUUUUUUUUUUUAACAUUUACAAUAAAUUAUUUAAAUUAUUUCACAGCAAGGGAGAGGGAUAGGUAAUUUUUAUCAGAUAUUUUUUUAAGCCAUUUUUUUAAAUUACAUUUUUGUUCUUGACUGAUGAAGUGGAACUCGCCCAGCAUUUGCAGGGCCCUCAGGCUCAGGGCAAGCAGAAUGUGUACUCAUCUCCUUACUCUAUACCCUAGGAAUCCCCUGACUGUUGACUCAGGAACUUUCUGAGACUGAGGACAGCACUGGGAGAUGAGCUUUGGGGUGUAUCCACCUCAGCUCUACAAUCACUGAGAUUGUAUCAUAGAGGGAAGCAGUGUCAGGAAUUGAUCUAUGCUUUUAAUAUGAAACCGUGCCUGAAACAGUUUGUUCUAAUAUUGUUUCUGAAGUUCCUCGUACCUUUGUAAAAAAAUUAAAUAAAUAAAAGUGAAAAUAAAUAGAUGUGGAAUCGUGCAAUGGAAAGAAUGUAACAAAAUAAUAAACAUCUGCCUAGACA
Molecule: messenger RNA, 9205 nt
Organism: Hippopotamus amphibius kiboko
Lineage: Eukaryota; Metazoa; Chordata; Mammalia; Artiodactyla; Hippopotamidae
Gene: CORO2A
Product: coronin 2A
Exons: 12
Coding region: 4639-6216 (525 amino acids)
Biological process (GO): actin filament organization
Molecular function (GO): actin filament binding
Source: RefSeq, a predicted model, not a curated record